AGUCCACGCUACUCACUACCUAGAACACAGACUACGACAAACUGACAUUCUUAGUACGUCAGAAAAAUAUUUUGCCAUAAGUUGCAACAUGAAAGAGUACCCAUGACCAUGGGACUCUCUUAACUUUCCUAAUAUUUAUUCUGGCUAAUUGGUUUUAUUCUAUCUAAAACAUGUGGAAAUAUGUAUCACGUCGGAUUAGGGAUACGUUCGAAAGAAGUGCUAACCAGUUUGAAAAACGAGGUAGCGCUGGUGUAGUGAAUGCUCCAGGAAGUCCAGAUGAGAAACACAAACGCUCUAGUCCUCAAUGUCGCUGGAUACCACCUCAAACAUGCUGGCAAACUUGCAGGCACAAUAAAGACACUAACAGUAACAAAUGGAACUUCGAAUACCUGAAUCGAAGUUGGAUUGGUGCCAUUACAUGGAGUAGUGCCUUAGUUUUGGGGUGGUACACAAGCCAGUUAUUGCAUCUCAAAUGCAAGUAUCAUGCUAAAGGACAUGAUAAAUGCAGCUCAAUAAACAAUAUAUUAAAGUCAUUACGCCCAUAUGUUGCCUGUGUUAACAAGGAUGUAAUUUGCAUCAAUUCUGCUCCUAGAAUUGACAAAAUUAUAAAUGACUUCACUCCUAGUGUUCAUUUGGUAUCAAAUGACCAUCACGGGACGAGAAAUGUAGAUGACACUGUUUCAAGUAGCAAAACAAGUUCUGAUACUUCCAGCAGUGAUUUGGGAGAAGUUUUGAAUUCAAUUGAAAACAAGCUUGGGCUUGCAGCUAUCGAAAAUGGCAAACACGAAGAUGGACUUAAAUUAUUAAGAUCCGCUGCGCGUCGCCAAUAUGCACCAGCUCUUUACAACCUAGGGUUGUGUUAUGAAACUGGAGUGGGUGUGUCAGUCGAUGAGAAAAUGGCUAUGGAGUUGUAUAAAUCUGCUGCUGCUUUGGAACACCCUGUUGCACUUUACAACCUCGGCAUUUACUACGGGCAGGGCCGCGGUGGGUUAACACGCGAUUCCGAGACAGGAAUUCGUUUAUUGCGUCUUGCGGCAAUAAAAGGCCAAGAAGAUGCCAUUAAGGCUUUGAAAGAGUUAAAUGUUGAUAUUGGCGAAUCAUCGCCGAAGAUAAAUAUGGAAGAGACAUGGACAUACACCGACAGUUUUCCACAAAAUAAGAACAUUGUUCCAAUGCAAACUACACUUUUUGUUGAAAAUGCAAGUUUUUUACAGACACCAAAUUGUUUAGCCCCUGUGUGUUAAAUAAUAAAAAAAAGGAAAUUUGUUGCAAUUCAGUGUAGGUCUGGAAAUAACAAUUUAAGUUGGAAAAAUGUUCUCACUAUAAUAGUUACAAGUACUAGUAAUUCCUAGUCUUAGGCGUUUGGUGUUUGUUGUAUUUAAUUUUUUGCUGUGAAGGUUGGACCAAAAUUGAUGCACAUAAUAUUAUUAAACACUGUUUAUUACCUCUUAUUAUUUCCAUUAAUGUUUUGCUCCUUGGAAUGAUAAAGUUUGCCAAGUUGUUUACAUUAUAAUAUAUGCUAACAGUUUUGGAUACUG
Molecule: messenger RNA, 1538 nt
Organism: Manduca sexta (tobacco hornworm)
Lineage: Eukaryota; Metazoa; Arthropoda; Insecta; Lepidoptera; Sphingidae
Exons: 4
Coding region: 171-1244 (357 amino acids)
Molecular function (GO): protein binding
Source: RefSeq, a predicted model, not a curated record